GGUGCGCAGUGGUGUGUCUGAGUCGGACCGCGGCCGGCCCACAGAGGCGGAGUCCUGAGACUGGUCGGCGCUCGGUCCGGGCGCCGGGCCGAGCGCCGAUUAAUGCGCACGCCGCAGCGCGAGCCGGGCCGAGGGCCAUCUGUCUUCCACACCCACGCGGCGCUGGACAGGGCGCCGUUCCAGCGCUGGCCAGACUGCAAACUGGCAACAACAGCUAUCGGCAUUGGUUCAACAACUGCUUCGCAUCCAGUCAUCUUAUGUGAAGGGCAUUGCCGCCUUUGAGAACGGCUGUCAGCAUCUGCGUCAUCACUCGAGCUGGGAUAAGCUCUGAAUCGACCUACAACUGGGAAGGCAUGGAGGCCCCCACAGUGAUCUGCUGUGGGCCGAUCCCGUGACGAAGACAGCUCCACUUGACUGUACUAACAGCAUCACUGUACUGUGCUGACAGAACCACAGUACUGACAGCACCACUGUACUGUCUACAGUGCGCAGCGACGGUAUCAAAGUGACAUAGACAGGAUUUGCAGUGAGCAGCAGCAUCCUGGCUGUGGCGACCAUGGAGGUGGCCGGCGUGUAUCUCUCACCGUUCGCGGUUUCAUGCUUAAAAGGAACCAUCCUUGCGACCGCGGUCAUUGUCGCAUUCCACUUGAAGUUCGGCAAGAACCCGGUGCUGGCGAAAAUGCCACACAAAAUGCACCCUCUCAUCGGCAAUCUCCUUGACAUGCCGACAUCGCUGACGACCAUCAUCCCAACCAUGCGGCUUUGGUGCGAAGCGUUUCCAGGCAUCUGCUACGGGUACGUUCUUUGCUUCCACUACGUGAUCAUCUCGUCGGCCGAAUACGUGGAGCCCGUAAUGACCAGCAAGAAGUUCCUUAAUAAAGGGCUCGAUUACGAUUCGCUUCGGCCGUGGUUCGGUGAAGGACUGCUCACAAGCACAGGCGAGCAUUGGUACAAACACCGUAAGCUGCUGACACCCACCUUCCACUUCUCCAUCCUGGACCAGUUCCUGCCCAUCUUCAACCACCACAGCCAGGCGCUCGUGCGUGCGCUGCAGGAGCGCACGCGCGGCGUGGGUCACGUCGACGUGUGGCCGCUGGUCGCCAACGCCACGCUGGACGCCAUCUGCCAGACGGCGAUGGGCGUCGAGAUCGGCGCGCAGGACGGCGUCGAGUCCGCCUACCGCAACGCUGUCAAGGAGAUGGGCAACAUCGUGCAAGAGCUCUCCAUCCGGCCGUGGCUGCGUAACCAGACGCUCUUCAAGCUGUUCGGAAUGAAGGGGCACCAGGAUCGCACCCUGGCCGUCCUCCACAACUUUUCGCGCACCGUGAUUGAAAAGCGGCGUCGCGAGCUGCACGAGGAGGGCCGCCUGCUGGACGGUAGCUUCACCAUCGAGGACAUGCCGCUGACGAAGCGGCGCCUCGCCUUCCUCGACCUACUCAUCAUGAUGUCCGAGAACGGCGAGGUGUUCAGUGACGAGGACAUCCGGGAGGAGGUCGACACGUUCAUGUUUGAGGGCCACGACACUACCACGUCGUGCAUCAACUGGGCACUGUAUAACAUCGCGCGCUCGCCAGACGUACAGCGGCGCAUUGAGCGCGAGCUGGACGACGUCUUCGGCGGCGACGACCGCGCGCCGACCCGCGAAGAUAUAGGUAGCCUGAAGUACCUCGAAUGCGCCAUCAAGGAGUCGAUGCGGCUUUUCCCACCAGUAACUUUAUUCAGUCGUCGGGUGUACGAGACGGCACAGAUCCGCGAGUACGAAGUCCCCAGCGGUAUUGACAUCCUCAUCUUCCCGUACAUGAUCCACCGAGACCCAAACCACUGGCCCGACCCAGAUAAGUUCGACCCGGACCGCUUCAGCCCGGAGGCUACCAAAGGCCGACACCCGUACAGCUAUGUGCCGUUUUCGGCGGGUCUCCGCAACUGCAUCGGCCAGCGAUUCGCGCUGCUCGAGGUGAAGGUGAUGGUGGCAGCCAUUCUGCGGAGGUUCUGGGUCGAGACGGACGAGAAGUACGAGGACCUCGUCGUUCAGAUGAGUCUCACUAUCCAGAAGCACGGACCACUGGAUCUGCGGUUCACCCCACGAACUCGGACAUCGGAGCUAAUGCGGUCUGGCUGAGUCAUCACCUGGGUGGGA
Molecule: messenger RNA, 2137 nt
Organism: Pollicipes pollicipes
Lineage: Eukaryota; Metazoa; Arthropoda; Thecostraca; Pollicipedomorpha; Pollicipedidae
Product: cytochrome P450 4C1
Exons: 3
Coding region: 557-2119 (520 amino acids)
Molecular function (GO): heme binding; oxidoreductase activity, acting on paired donors, with incorporation or reduction of molecular oxygen; monooxygenase activity
Source: RefSeq, a predicted model, not a curated record